ACGCGACUAGGAGCGAUGGUGUGAACCCCAGUUGAUUCGCUCCUAUUGAUUGCGCGACGGUACACGUCCCGUCGACCGAAACGUCGCAUCGCGCGAGCGGUUUUUCCUCCGUAUUCGCGCCGCCACGUUCCAGCGACCAACGCCGAUCAGUGACGAGCCGCGAGAGAACCGUCCGAGAGCAGUGACGAACGAGAGCAAGAUGACGCCGGAAGGAUAUACGCGUGUUUACGUGGGUGGGUUGAACGAGAGCAUCAAAAAGGAAGACCUGCAGAUGGAGUUUGAGAAAUACGGCAAGCUGAACAAGGUCUGGGUUGCCUUCAAUCCGCCGGGUUUCGCAUUCAUCGAGUUCUUCAAUAUGAACGAUGCCGAACUAGCGUGCUGCAACAUGAACGGCAUGGAGAUUAUGGGUGCAAAAUUGAGAGUGGAGAUUUCACGGGGUAGAGGUCGCGGCGGGGGCAGAGGUGGCGGUGCGGGUGGUUUCAGAGGUGGUCGCGGGGUUGGUGGUAGGGAAUUCGGCAGCCGGGGCGGUACCACCGUGGGUUACAGGGGCAGUACUUACGCAGAUUACGGAGGCAGCUAUUAUGCAGGCAGGGGUGGUGGAAGUAGGGGCAGAGGUCGUUACGGAGAAGACUAUAUGUUCAAUCGCAGCGGCGGGUAUGUUACGCGAGAUGGAUAUACGCAGGAUGUCUACGGUAGUGGUGGAGACACCGGCGCCGACUACUAUACCGGGAAGGAUACGAGCACAGCGAGGUAUCGAAGCCGCUCUCCCGCUGGCCGUGGCAGUCAUCGUCAUCUACGUGAAUGCACAUAAAAGAACUACGCUGCGUCUUGCCAAUCUGAACUGCGGGCCGAACAGCCACCCGCCUCGACGACUUCAUUUCUGUCCAAUCUACACAGCGACCUGUAUAUAAACAAGAACUACCAUUGCAGUUUGCGCUGUGCAAUGUUUCCCUUGCAUCGUACCACAUCCACAGAACCUGUGGUCGCUGCCAGGGAACACUUUCUAUGAUUAACAGACUCAAAAGUCUCCCCAAGUGCACCCUCACGCGAAACGAAAAAAUGGGAUGAGAAAAAAAAAUAUAAAAAAAUCGCAAGAAUUAUUUCGAACGAUUAGUAUUUGAAGGAGUAAUUAACAUAGGGCUGUAAUCCAUAGGAACUGUAACGCUAUUUACAAAAUCAUCACAUUAUUUUUUAGAUGAGGUUUAGAUUGGUUUUUACGUUUUUCGAACCUAUUUUUCUUGUUUUAUACACUUGUUGAAAGUGCGGAAUUUUCAGAAUGGUUUCUCUGAUGUGACUUAUAAUUAUAUCGUGCUUUAUUUACGUGCAUCUUACGUUACACGCUUAUAAUACGUACGCAUAUAGACUCUCUCUCUUUCUCUCUCUCUCUUAACUGUUACAAAUUUAAUAUUUUAUAAAAUAUUUUUGAUGAUUUACUUUAGCUUCCACCGUUUUCAAUUUACUUUCCGAUAAGUUUUCAAGACUGCAAUACGACGGUCCAUGAUCUUGUGAAUAUCAUUCUCGCGUAUUUAGAUAGAAACACGUGUGUGCUCGCUUAUUCUAUGAAUAGUAACGAUUUUAUAUGAAAUCGGGAAGGAGAUAGGGAUUCACGCGCCAACACUAGCCAAAUGCAAACUGCUGCUCGCAUCUAAUGAUUAACUUAACCGUGCAAGUGCACGAAAAAAAAAAAAUAAAAAUAAAGCAGUUCUCCUGCAAGCAAUUUCGACGCACAAACGACGAGAUCAAAAUCUAUAGCGGGGACUAAAAAAUUCCCGUCUGCGAUAUAUCGUUAUCGAUAUAUCACGAUACAUCUUCCACGCUUCGUUUUUGUGAUAUUACGUGCGGAAACAGUGCUGCAUUUGGAAAGAGACACGUUCGAGCGUCUGCUUUCGUCGUUCCAGAAGCUCGUAAAUAAGAAAGUGAUAAAAUAGUGGUAAUGAUGUGUAUAUUACCUCUACUGUGUAAAUGAUAUGGAAUUGGAAAUUGAGAUUAAACGAUUUGCGCCCA
Molecule: messenger RNA, 2004 nt
Organism: Ooceraea biroi (clonal raider ant)
Lineage: Eukaryota; Metazoa; Arthropoda; Insecta; Hymenoptera; Formicidae
Gene: Rsf1
Product: Repressor splicing factor 1
Molecular function (GO): RNA binding
Source: RefSeq, a predicted model, not a curated record